Colletotrichum lupini is the source of this 1821-nucleotide messenger RNA. RefSeq lists its product as uncharacterized. Gene Ontology annotation, biological process: positive regulation of transcription by RNA polymerase II. Bases 1 to 1821 code for a protein of 606 amino acids. The transcript has 13 exons. The record is from RefSeq and is a predicted model, not a curated record. Gene Ontology annotation, cellular component: nucleus. Gene Ontology annotation, molecular function: DNA-binding transcription factor activity; transcription cis-regulatory region binding. NCBI's taxonomy places the organism in Eukaryota, Fungi, Ascomycota, Sordariomycetes, Glomerellales, Glomerellaceae.
AUGAAUACGACCAAUCAAAUUUCUACCUACAUAGGGAAUCGGCUUGAUGUGAUACCACCCCGUACGGUUCUUAUCAAUGUAGCCACUGAUAGUGGCACUUACAUUUACAGGGUUCUGGUUCCGUCUAUUACCUUGUCGUCUCGUGGACCUAAAUUGACAUGUUUCCGGCGUCCUUCGACUAAUCUCCUGAAGUUCGGUAAUGAGAAGGAGGCGAGUGGCGUUGAGUCCCAAGAAACAUCGAGCAUGAAGCCGCCCAACGCAGUUUCUCCUCAAACAACUGAUUUUGAGAGAAGAACCUCAAUAAUGCUUCAGUUGAGCAACCUAACUCAGAAUGGUUGCUACGAAUGCUCGAAGCGUCGGAUCAGCUGCGAUCGCGCGGAGCCUGAAUCGAUGGGGCGGCAUCGCGAGGCUUUUGGAGAGGCAAAACCGUUCAGCAAGCCUACGAACAACCACGAGACCACGAACGGGGCUACCAUAGUGUACAAAUAUGGCGCACAACAAGAAAAAGGCACUUCUCCCCGACUUCAGGUCCGGUCGGCAUGGCACAAGGUCUGGGACCAGUUACCGUCUACUCUGGAUUAUUCCCACCAGCUAAUGAUGUGCGAGAAUUCAGCUGGGCCAGCUCACGUAGAGUCCGACGGUGCUACUAUUGUGCCCUCCGAACGGCAUGAAAGCACCGUUCGUAAUAUUAUUCUCGAGAGUUUAGACAGGCCUGCUACUCUAUGGUCCGAGAUGGAAGCCGGUGCCACCCGCUGUUUCACUCAUCAACCAACCUCAAGCAACUUGACCCCUUGGGAGACUCAUUUGCUGUCGUAUUUCUCAGCCCACAUUGCGGUAGAAAUGGUGGCCGCGGAUGGUCACCAUAACGGCUGGCGCCACCUUGUUCUACCUAUCGCUCAUAUGGAUCCCUUAGUAUUGAAAUCCGUGCUCGCCGUUUCUUCGUUUCAUUUAAGUAAUCAAAGACGUACGGCCGAGUCUGAGGGCAACACGCACCAGGUCACAAGGUCAAGGCUACACAACACGUCGGUGGUUCCGAUGCAGCUAUACGCAACAACAAUUCAUGAUCUAGGAAGACGACGUGACCUCGAAGCCCAUGAUCGUUCAAGUAAGAUUCGCACAUUAGUCGUCAUACUUGUCCUACUUGUUUCCGCCAUGGUGACAGGAUCGGAUGACUUCCCGAUGUUGUUUCGUCUCCUAGAAUCUGCACUGGCAACUAUUGGUGGAGAAGACUGUCUGGGACACGAUGAGCUUUCAGCCUUUAUAAUGCGCCAGGUUUACAAUUUCCCUUUUGAACGUGGCAUUCUGACUCUAUCUUCACGAAAGCAAGUCACUAGAGCAUUCGAAUGCAUGAAAUACUGCUCGCAGCAGCGACCAGAGCAUUCGGAGACAGUAUCGCGCAUUAUGAAUCUAGUUCAGCAGUCGCACAAUAUCUAUCUCCACAGAGCAGGUACUAAUGUGAUGAUAUCACAGUCUGCCGUAAUCAGUCUUGAUAAUCACAUGAAGAAAUCUGUCGAGAGAGUGCAAUUGUUUAUCGAAACUUUCCAAUCAUUCCCCGCUGACUCACCAGGAAGAGAAGUGUUGGUUUGGGCAUUCUUUGUGGCAGCUUCAGGAUGCAUGACGGAUGAGCAUAAGGACUUUUUCAGAAUCACUCUACGUGAAUGUCACCAGAAGAGUCGUUUUGAGAACAUCUUAAAGGCUCUUAAUCAUCUAGAAAGAAUCUGGGAUCGUCAGCUCUUUGGACUUCGCUGGGCUUCUCAGCUCCCUGAAGCUCGUUUGCUCAUCAUUAAGGUGUGGGACGAGGCAGAGGAUUGCAUAGCUUGA